UUGUUCUGUUGUUUGUGUUCUCUAGACCUAGAUGAGUGCCAGGACCAGCAGACCUGCACCCGGGGCCACUGCCAGAACACUGAGGGGUCCUUCCUCUGCCACUGUGGCCCCGGCUUCAGAGGGUCUUUGGCUGGAGACGAUUGUGAUGAUGUGGAUGAGUGUUUAGAAGAAGCCCGGCCCUGUGAGUCCGGAGGGGAGUGUGUGAACAACAUGGGGUCCUACACCUGCUCCUGCCCCCGGGGGUACCGGCAGGUCAACGGCACCCGCUGCUCAGAUGUUGAUGAGUGUGUGGAUGAACCAGAACUCUGCUCCCCCCACGCGGAGUGUCUCAACACAGAGGGGUCCUAUCUGUGUGUGUGUGAGAGCGGGUUCAGUGCCAGCAUCCACACGCCCUCCUGUGACGAUAUCGAUGAGUGUGGGCUCAACGACACUCUGUGUGGCCCUCACGGCUUCUGUGAGAACCGGCUGGGGUCUUUCCGCUGCCUCUGUGAGCAGGGCUACCAGGAGGCCCCGGGGAGCCAGGGCUGUGUGGAUGUGAAUGAGUGUGAGCUGCUGAGCAGUGUGUGUGGAGAGGCCCAGUGUAAGAACACUGACGGAUCAUUCCACUGCGAGUGUCCCAGCGGACAGGACUACAACGUAAUGAUCGCCAAGUGUGAGCCCGUUCCCACAGUUUCCUCAGUGGAGCGUAAGGAGUGCUACUACCGUCUGAACGAUGAGAAUCUGUGUGAGAGCGUGCUGACCAGCCACGUCACCCUGCAGGAGUGCUGUUGCACCCUGGGAGCUGGGUGGGGGGACAACUGCGAGGUGUACCCCUGUCCUGUCAAUGGCACAGACCAGUUCAAUCAGAUGUGUCCGUCUGGAAGAGGUCUUAUUCCCAAUGGAGACUUAUUGUAUGGGGUACCCACAGCUGGCAGCUACAAAGACGCAGAUGAGUGUGCGCUGUUCGGCCAGGAGGUGUGCAAAGGAGGCUUCUGUUUGGACACGGUGGGCAGCUAUGAGUGUUACUGCAAGACCGGACAGGACUACGACCCUGCCAGACUGGAGUGCAGAGGUCGGCCUAAUACAGCGUUACACAAACCCAGAGUGUGUCUGCAUGCAUGUGUGUGUAUGAUGUGUGUGAGUUAGAAGUUCACUCCAUUG
Messenger RNA from Notothenia coriiceps (black rockcod), 1140 nucleotides. Its product is annotated as latent-transforming growth factor beta-binding protein 1-like. Gene Ontology annotation, molecular function: calcium ion binding. The record is from RefSeq and is a predicted model, not a curated record. The transcript is spliced from 8 exons. The annotation marks the transcript as partial. Lineage: Eukaryota; Metazoa; Chordata; Actinopteri; Perciformes; Nototheniidae.